Messenger RNA from Prorocentrum cordatum, 1392 nucleotides. The record is from the annotation of a GenBank genome assembly. NCBI's taxonomy places the organism in Eukaryota, Dinophyceae, Prorocentrales, Prorocentraceae.
AGGCAAGGCGGCCUGCGGCCUCUUGUCAGGAAUGCAACACGUUGUGUUGGACAAGGUGCUUGUGAUCUUUCUCUCUCAACCUACUUCUGUGUAGCCUCUGGUGCCCAGCAGCUCGCGAAAACUCCCUUCUCAGCACCACGCGCCAGGGACGAGACACCGAUGAGGUUUAUCAGCAGGAUGCGUGCAGAUCGGGAAGAGUUGGAGAGGCUCCUACCGAGUGUCCUGAAUGACGCAAUCAUGGGUUCCUACUACUGCGAUGAGCUGGUCUAGCCAAGGCGGAACGCAAUCAGGUACUCAUUCAGACGGGCUACGACCACAACGUCAACAGGUUCGCUUCGAUUUUCAAGAGGAUGAGUGACGACAUUCGUGCUACAGAGCGCUCAACGGCUGCGAAGGCGGGACUUGACGAAGACGAACCAUCACGACUGGUAGGCGCAGGGGCGGACAACAUGUUUGACGACGCGAUGGCUAACUUGCUAUGCGUUGACGACGACAACGGGCAAAACGGUCAGGGCCAGACGGACGACGAACAUAUCGUUUUGGAGGCUGAUGUGUUGGACUGUUUGGCGGCGAUCAGACCACCACCCUCGAAACCGUGAGCGUGGGGCGAAGCUAGGAAGAUCGUGGCCGACAAGCGUGCCAUCGGAGGGUCUCGCGCGACCACGGGUCGCCAGCAGGUCGAGGAACCGAUCGCGGCAACCAAGAACCGAGCCGAGUUCGGCACAUGCCAGAAGCUGGGAGUCUGGCGUCGCGAGUGUCCCGGCAAUCCGAACACGUGUACGAAACCCGUGGAAGGUUCGUGGCCAUGGCCGUGCUCCAGGAUGAUGCGAUAUGCAGUCACAUCGCGACGGAGGCAAAGAUGGCAUCCAAGUCGAACCUUGUGGAAAUCAUCAAUGUAACGACCGACGUCGAGUCCACAGGGAAGCCUGGAUGGGGAGCCGUGGAUGCGGCUUGCGGAUUGAUCGUGGUGGGUAUCGACACUUACGAGAAGUGGGCGAACCACUACAAGGAGCAGCGCGACAUCACCCUGCAGACGGUUCCCCGCCAUGAGAAGUAUCGGUUCGGGAACGACCACGCCUGUGCGGCGGCCGACGGGUCAUUUACGCCAGCAUGCUGGGGAAUAACUUCGGCGCCAUUUUCGCUUGCUUGGUCGAGGGCGCCGUUCCACUUCUCCCGUCCGAGACCAUCUUCGUGGAGCUGAAGGCUUCUCCGCGCGACUUUCAGUCGGAGCUGGAUCAGCCUGGCCGGACGUCGGCUUCCCCUGGCACGCGCUGGCGGGGGGCAUUUUCCGUUGUAGGUGGCCAGCGUCCUGAAACUUUGGGGCGGGGCCGGCCUGCCCGCUGGGCCCCGUGCGCGACGGAGAUCUCCAUGGAUUUUGGAGCCAGGUCCGAG